AUGAAGAAAAAUGCUUCAUCAGAGAGUUGUAGCAGUCCACCACUGGCAGCAUUUCUUAGCAACGAUGACAUUGGAGCUUCAGUUCUUCCAGCUUAUACACACUCUCUAAGGGGUACUAGACAUGGUAGUUUUACUGGUGAUGUUUGUGCAAGAGAAAGUCAGUCAUACUCCUCAUACAAAAGACCUCGGUCAUCAUCUACACAUGUGUCAGCAUCUACUUACCAGUCUUCUAUCUAUCGCAGCCGCAGUCAUGAUGAAAAUGACAGAUCGCCCAUUGCUGCUCAUAUUGAUAGUGCCAGUAGACGUGCUCGAAGUGUGUCGGAGAGAACUGGUCAAGGUGGACGAAUCUUGUCAGAAGAGCAACUCUUUUCCAGAGAAUCAUCCUCAGAAUUUGACCUAAAUUCCCCAGACCCUCACAACUCUGAUGGCACAUUAACUCCUAGAUCCACUUCUCCCUGUGCUGCUGAUUUAUCAGGGGAUCAAACAUUGCUAGCAAGUCCAGUUCUCAGUCAGAAGCCAUCUCACUUGGAACAUCAUAGUGUAAAUUCCUACCCAUCAAGAAGCAGCAGAAGAACUAGAUCCAGAGGUGAAGAAUCAUUGCAGAGAACAUCUUCUUCUCAUGGAGACAAUUCUUUAUCCAUUAUAACCCAGAGAACUGACAAUGGAGAGAUUAUCUCCAGCAAUAGCAAUGAUUCUGGUAUACAGAAAGAUUUCUGUGUCAAUUCAAGUACCGAGUCCAUUCAGACUGCUACAGUACAUUUGCGUGGAUCCCAUUCACCAUCACCUACAACAGAGCGACCCAAAUCAGACAGCACAGUUCGUUGGGCCGACUGGGUAGACCAGCCAUCACAGCCAUGGAGUGUUCAGCAUUUAGCAGAUACUAACAGACAACAUAAGCUUCCUCGAGCUACCUCAGAGACAGGAAACAUCGCCAGUGCACAGCUAACAGCAAGAGGCAUCAGAUCUGCAUCAUCCAGCGCACCCGGUAGCAGCGCCAACGACAUGAGCCGGUUGAUGCAUUCCAGGGAGUCCCUGAUGAAUCUUGUGGAGCUGAGGAGAUCCACCAGAGACGCCACGUCAGUUAAACUAGUGAAAUUACGACGGUUGUCCACACCACAGCCAAUUACUGUUCGGACUGAGAAGCCCAGAGUCAGACCAGCUAGAGCCUCUAAUGUACCUACUGUGUUGACGCAUGCACACAGCAUGCCUGAUAAUCUGGACAAGCUGACACGCAAGAAGAACUACUUCAGUCUCAUUGAUUCUGAUUCUCAAAGUAUCACCAGCCAGCAGAGUAACUGUGAUAAUUCUUCAGAUGAGUCUGAGUAUUCCAUGGACUACCAUGAUGAGAAGUCACUGAGUAGAAGGUCAUCACAUGUCAUGCUAGCUGCCAUUGAUCAGAUGCUAGUACAAGAGAAUCUGACCCUUGCUGAAGCACUUUGGGACCAUGUGACCAUGGAUCCUGAUGAACUGGCAUUCAGAGCUGGGGAUCUGAUUAAUAUCACAGAUGGGUCAGACAAACAUUGGUGGUUUGGUGAGCUGGAUGGCAGUGAAGGCUGGUUUCCUGCCACCUUCGUCAGAGUUCCUACGUGGAAUUCUGGGGUAGAACUUCCUCAGGGAUCCAUUGAGACACGACCACACGUCUGUCUUCUUCAAACUUUCAUCUCUGAAUCUCCUAGUAUUUCAUCACAGCUUGAAAAGAUGGCAGGCUAUGUCAAGCAGACAAGGAAGAGACCCGAGAUGUUUCCUAUUGAGAAAGUCACUAUCAUUUUCAGCAACAUUGAGGACAUCUACCUCUUUGCUACAGAACUGUUGGCUGAACUGGACAGAUCUGUCAUCCCUGACCAGCCUCAUCUCAGUGAACUGGGACACUGCUUUCUGGACAAAGUGAGAAAGUUUGAGAUGUACUCUGAUUACUGCAACAAUCAUUCAGCUGCCUGUGAAGAGCUGAGAGAGUUGUAUCGCAACAAGAGAUAUAGGCAUUUCUUUGAGGCUUGCAGACUUUUGCAGGAAAUGAUUGAAAUUCCACUAGAAGGGUUCUUGCUAACUCCAGUACAGAAGAUCUGCAAGUAUCAUCUUCAACUGGCAGAGCUGCUCAAGUUCACCAGCCCUGACCACCCAGACUUCCACAAAGUGCAGGCUGCCCUAGAAACCAUGAAGAAGAUUGCUAUGCUGAUUAAUGAAAGGAAGAGAAAGAUGGAGAGUGUAGAGAAGCUAGCAGCAUGGCAGCUGUUGGUUGAUGGCUGGGAGGGACCAGAUAUUCUUGAUGACAGCUCCGAACUCAUCUACUCAGGAGAGUUAAACAAAUCAACCAUGCUGGCUGGUCUCAGGAGCGCUACUUCUUCCUGUUUGACCACCAGCUUAUUUACUGUAAGAAAGAUCUGUUGA
This is a messenger RNA of Candidula unifasciata, 2385 nucleotides long. The record is from the annotation of a GenBank genome assembly. NCBI's taxonomy places the organism in Eukaryota, Metazoa, Mollusca, Gastropoda, Stylommatophora, Geomitridae.